AAAAAGAAGAGGAAGAGAUUAUUAUUCAUCGUAAUUUCCAUUUUCCCACAAAGGAAUCACACUAAAAAGAAGGCCAAAGGGAAGCAAUGCCCAUCUCUUCCUCUCCCACCUCGUCGUGAAACUUUGCCCUUUAAAGACUACAUUUAAAUAAGAUUCAUGGCAACGACUCAAUCACACGCCACAGAUCUUGCUUCAGAGGAGCAACCUGCUAAUCUGGACAUCAUGAAGGAGCAGCCUGUCCCGGCAAACAACGAGACAUCAGCCUCUUUCAAGCCCUCUCAGGAAUCUGCGGUUGUAGUUCAUCCAGCAAAAGUUGCUCCACUGUCUGGACCUUAUGGUUUAGCAGGUGAUUUUGCAGGACACUUACCUAGCAGCAUCCUCUCUCCUCAAGCGCAAGGCUUUUACUACAGAGGUUAUGAAAAUCCAACUGGCGAAUGGGACGAAUAUUCUUCGUAUGUCAAUGUUGAAGGCUUGGACAUCACAUCUCCUGUUGGCUUCAAUGAGAAUGCUUCUCUUGUGUACCAAACGGGAUAUGGUUACAACCCUCAAAUGCCAUACGGACCAUAUUCCCCUGCUGCAAGUCCCUUGCCUUCUGAGGGGCAGCUGUACUCGCCACAGCAGUUUCCGUUUUCGGGUGCAUCGCCGUAUUACCAGCAGGUAGUUCCUCCUAGCAUGCAAUAUAUUACUUCACCAACUCAGCCCGAGCUCACCAGCCUUGUCGGUGUUGACCAACAAGGUGAUAACAUCGGACCACGCCCCUCAUACCAUCCUCAUCCUAUUGGACCGUUUAAUGGAAACCAGCCAAACCUUGGCUUCCCAGAGUGGCAGCAAGGCUUUGACGGGGGAAUAUGGUCGGAUUGGUCCAAGCCUUCUGAUAUGCACAGACACUCUUCUCCUAUUUCACCGGCUUUAUCUCCUCAGCCACUCGGUUCAUUUGGAUCAUAUGGCCAGAACAUUCCCAUGGGGUCACAGCGACAGAGAUCGUUCUACGGUUUUGGAUCUGGUUCGAACUCUUAUAACAGAGGUUAUAUGCAUAGUGGUGGUCGUGGCCAGGGCUCUAACUAUGGAAGUAGGCUAAUGUCUAAUGUGGGUAUGGGAAACCAAGGCUGGAUCGGGGUUGACAACUCCCGAGGGCGUGGAAGGGUUAGUGAUCCGUCCCUUGGUGGCGGUUAUAAUGGUACUUUUGAUAUACUCAACGAGCAAAACCGAGGACCGAGGGCUUCAAAGCCCAAGACUCAGAUAUCAGAGGAGCUUGAUUCUUCUGCUGAUACUAAGAAAAAUAACAAAGGAAGUCCCAUGGAACAUGAGGAAUCGAACAACAGCAAUCCUGACUUUGUCACCGACUACAAUGACGCCAAGCUCUUCAUAAUCAAGUCUUACAGUGAAGACAACGUUCACAAGAGCAUCAAAUACAAUGUGUGGGCUAGCACCCCUAAUGGCAACAAAAAGCUCGACGCUGCUUAUCGUGAGGCCAAGGACGAGAAAGAACCAUGUCCAGUGUUUCUUCUGUUCUCUGUAAACGCGAGUUCUCAGUUCUGUGGUGUAGCGGAGAUGAUCGGACCUGUGGAUUUCGAGAAGAGUGUUGAUUACUGGCAACAGGACAAGUGGAGUGGGCAGUUCCCAGUGAAGUGGCACAUUAUCAAAGAUGUUCCAAACAGUCAGUUCCGCCACAUUAUAUUGGAAAACAACGACAAUAAGCCCGUGACUAAUAGUCGAGACACCCAAGAGGUGAAACUGGAACAGGGCAUCGAGAUGCUCAAGAUUUUCAAGAGUUACGAUGCUGACACGUCAAUCUUGGAUGAUUUUGGGUUUUAUGAAGAGCGGGAGAAGAUCAUACAGGAACGGAAGGCAAGAAGACAGCCAAGCUUGCCAUCUGCUGUAGGAGAAAACGAACAUAAACCCGCUUCUGCUGCAUUGCCCACAGACUUCAUCAAGAACAUGUCCAAGAGUUUUGCGCAGGUUGUCCGCUUGGAUGAGGGCAACAACAAAGAAGCAGGCAAGGCCAGUUCGUCUCCAGAUGAAAUUACAACAACCAUAGCCGUCACUUCUGGUCAAUCCAACUAGUAAGUAAAAGACAGUCAAUUAGCAACGGCACUAUGUUUCUCAAUUUCCAUAAUGAUCUUUUGUUUGGUUCUAAGAAGGAAGGUAUUCAAAUGAAAUUUUUACGUCUGACCGGGUUUGGUUUUUGUGUAAAGUAAGCCUCUUUUCUCCAUUUUUCUGUUCCCAGCCAAUUUGAUUAAUUUCCCUCUUUUCAAUGUUCUCUGUACCCUCUCUCUCUUCGGGGUUGAUAGAAGAAGAAGAUGAAGAUGAUGUAUGAAAGACAAUAUAUAAUGUUGCUCUUGUAAAGUUGCUUCAUAUAUCUUUGCAGGCAGUAUUUAAUAAAAUAUGCAGAUUACAUCCAUCAAUCAAUAAUAGCUCUAAAGCUGUCUUUAUCUCUCCAAAUUUUG
Molecule: messenger RNA, 2447 nt
Organism: Thlaspi arvense
Lineage: Eukaryota; Viridiplantae; Streptophyta; Magnoliopsida; Brassicales; Brassicaceae
Source: the annotation of a GenBank genome assembly